AUGUACACUCUGCUGUCUGGCCUCUACAAGUACAUGUUCCAGAGGGAUGAGUACUGCAUCCUGAUCCUUGGCUUGGACAAUGCUGGCAAAACUACCUUCCUUGAGCAAACGAAAACUCGCUUCAACAAGAGCUACAAAGGGAUGAGCUUGUCCAAGAUCACCACCACUGUUGGCUUGAACAUUGGAACUAUUGAUGUUGGCAAAACUCGCCUCAUGUUCUGGGAUCUGGGUGGCCAGGAGGAGCUCCAGGCUCUCUGGGACAAGUACUAUGCUGAGUCUCAUGGAGUGAUCUAUGUCAUCGACUCCACUGACGAGGAGAGGCUCUCAGAGUCCAAGAGAGCUUUUGAGAAGAUGAUCACCAGUGAGGCCCUGGAGGGAGUUCCCAUUCUGGUGUUGGCUAACAAGCAGGAUGUAGAGACUUGCCUGUCAAUCCCUGACAUCAAGACAGCCUUCAGUGACUGCAUUAUCAAAAUUGGGAAGAGAGACUGCCUGACCCAGGCCUGCUCUGCUCUGACUGGCAAGGGCGUGCACGAGGGCAUCGAGUGGAUGGUGAAGUGCGUGGUGAGGAACAUCCACCGCCCCCCCAGGAAGAAGGACAUCACCUAAGGACUGCCCCAGCCAAGCACUGGACACUCUCUUCCCACACACCUCUGUUCCCUCUGAGGAAGGGGGCCUGCUGGAUUCCUCUCACACCUGAUUCUUCCCUGAGCUUGGAGACAAACCUUCCUUUUUCUCUCUCUGAAACCCCCCAGGAGCCUUGGGCAGAGGCCUGCAGCAGGGCCGGGGGUGGCAGUCUCCUCCCUUGGCCUGGGGGCACAAAGGCAGUGCCAAGCCCCACCCUGGCAGGGGCACAGGACUUCCUUUUCUGCUGUGUUACUUUGUGGUCCUUGGGUUGUUGAUCUGAGAGGCUGGAGGCCAGUGCCACGAAGGGCCUCCUGAGGAGGCAGUGUGGGGGGAGAAGGAAGGGGAGAGCCUGGGCAGCGGCUGGCCCUCCUCACCCAGGGGAGACCUGUGGCUGCUCCAGCCCUGUGCCUGCUGCAGGUGCUGCUCCUGGCCCUGUUG
Dryobates pubescens (Downy woodpecker) is the source of this 1062-nucleotide messenger RNA. It is a transcript of the gene ARFRP1, whose product is annotated as ADP ribosylation factor related protein 1. Gene Ontology annotation, biological process: Golgi to plasma membrane protein transport; intracellular protein transport; protein localization to organelle. The transcript has 7 exons. NCBI's taxonomy places the organism in Eukaryota, Metazoa, Chordata, Aves, Piciformes, Picidae. Gene Ontology annotation, cellular component: Golgi apparatus. The coding region runs from base 1 to 606 and encodes 201 amino acids. Gene Ontology annotation, molecular function: GTP binding; GTPase activity. The record is from RefSeq and is a predicted model, not a curated record.